Molecule: messenger RNA, 948 nt
Organism: Akanthomyces muscarius
Lineage: Eukaryota; Fungi; Ascomycota; Sordariomycetes; Hypocreales; Cordycipitaceae
Exons: 2
Coding region: 1-948 (315 amino acids)
Source: RefSeq, a predicted model, not a curated record
AUGAUGCCAGGACGGCAAGUGUCUCGUUUCGAACCCGGCCACCUAAGCGGCUAUGAGCUCCUGGCAUCUCGACUGUCUGGUGGGCAGGAGUCGGAACUGCCUAUCCCGCUUAUAUAUCGACGAUUCAAACAACUUCACAACCGCAUCCUUCUGGAGUUGCAAGACGACAUCGUUGUUCUGGAGGAGAGACUGCGGUAUCUUGAUGAGCAAGACAGCAUCAACCGUGGGUACAGAGACGGCGGGGUCAGACCGGCCUCUCGCCGACAGGACAAAUUGGAGCCAAACGAAGUGACGACUGCCCGGAAGCUACUUCUAGAACAAAUUGCGCAAAAGAUGUAUCAGUUCAGUACGCAGUUGGAUGGGUACAAGAAGGUGUGCGAGUUUCGAGAUGCCAUGCCAGAGGAUGUCCACGACUACAGAUCCUUCCUUGCUGCCCAUGCCCCGGUGAUCCCGGACGAGAUACGGUUCCUCGACAAGACCAAUGAUUUGCUGUGUCUCCCUGACGCUCCGUACUACGUCGACGAGGAAAGCGUCAGCGGCCACCAGACACCGGCCCCGCGUACGCCGCGCCUGCUCGAAGCGCCGAUGGCCCCUAGUACUAUUAGUAUGAGUGCUCUGGACCAGCAAGCACGGGAGUACACGGGCGCGCCGCCGCGGGGCGCCGGCCAUGCUAGGCGAAUGUCGCGACCGCUGAACCAGGCCAAGCUGCGGCACAUGGCCGUGGGCAUAUGCAUGGCAAUUAUUCUCCCGAUUCUCAGCUUCCCCGUCAUCUCCGGGUUCGUGAGCCGCAUAACGGUGGUGGCGCUCGUGGGACUGGGCAUGGCGGUGGUGGGCGUUCAGUCGGGCGCAUAUGAUGUGCUGACGGGACGGGCGAGUGCUAUCGAUGGGGCCAUUGCAUUGGGGAUAUACGUGGGAUUUAUGGCGAUUGUCGCUGCUACAUUUGGUUGA